CCGGAACGAUGGGGCAAGCCGAGAGCAGCCCAUUGCCGCUUGCUGCGCUGAGCGGCAGCCUCGAGCAAGUCCAAGCGCUCUUGGACCAAGGCGUCGACGUCAACGGCCGCCACGAGGGCCGACGCGCCUUGUCGUACGCAGUCCAAAGGAACCACGCCGCCAUGAUCGACGCGCUCAUCGCUGCUGGCGCCGAUGUGGACAGCCCCAACGAGGUCGUCGCGGCGCCGCUGGUCCUGGCUAUCCAAGACGAGAACGAAGACGUUGUGAAAACGCUCCUCGCUGCUGGCGCCAGCGUUGAUGUCACUAGUGGCGGGAAGAGCGCGCUGACGAUCGCUGUCAGCUCCGAAAACAUCAACCUCGUGCAACGUUUGUUGGAUGCCAAGGCCGAUGUCGACGCUUUUCAUGGGAAGUACGGUGUCCCGCCGAUUGCUAUGGCCAUUCACCGCAAGUCCCCAACGCUGCUGCGGCUCUUGCUAAGCGCUGGUGCCGAUGCCAACGUCGUGUCAGACUCGGACGGCUCUACGCCGCUGAUUCAAGCUGCGGGCUUGGGCUCCCUCGAGAUUGUCACGAUGCUGCUUGAGACCGGCGCCAAAGUCAACGUGCAUGCGGAGAUGGCGGGCACAGCGCUGCACCAAGCCGCACAAACCAACGAUGUUGAAAUUGCAUCACUUCUGCUUCACGCGGGCGCCAACGUCAACAGCGUCGACAAGGAGCGGGAGACACCGCUGUUUCGAGCCGCACAGCGCGGCCACGUGGCGAUGGUCGACUUACUUCUCGCGGCCAAUGCCGACGUGCACCGCUGCAAUGAUGAUGGGCAGUCGUCGCUGUUUGUUGCCGCCGAGACCGGCCACGCAAUCGUGGUGCAGCACCUCCUCCAAGCCGGCGCGGAUCUUCACAAAUGUGCCAUGUUUGGCCAGUCGGCGCUGCAUGCAGCUGUAAGCGCGGGCCACACGCGGAUCGCGCGCAUGCUUCUCGCCGCCGGCGCGUACAUUGAUCGGUCGCAGGCUGGACCGCUCGCGGCAGCCAUCGAGGAAGACCACCAAGACAUUGUGCUGCUCUUGUGUGAGACAAUCGUCGAGCGAGCCAAGCUACCACGACCGACCGUUGAACUGCCGCCGAUCGAGAGCGAUGAGAAUGAUCGCUGGCUCCACGUCGACGACGCAGCGCAGCAUUGAACUUUGCAGCAUUUGAUUACUCGAAGU
Messenger RNA from Saprolegnia diclina VS20, 1202 nucleotides. RefSeq lists its product as hypothetical. Bases 9 to 1175 code for a protein of 388 amino acids. NCBI's taxonomy places the organism in Eukaryota, Oomycota, Saprolegniomycetes, Saprolegniales, Saprolegniaceae. The record is from RefSeq and is a predicted model, not a curated record. The transcript is spliced from 11 exons. Gene Ontology annotation, molecular function: protein binding.